Cokeromyces recurvatus is the source of this 1912-nucleotide messenger RNA. RefSeq names its product glycoside hydrolase family 47 protein. Gene Ontology annotation, cellular component: membrane; endoplasmic reticulum. The record is from RefSeq and is a predicted model, not a curated record. NCBI's taxonomy places the organism in Eukaryota, Fungi, Mucoromycota, Mucoromycetes, Mucorales, Mucoraceae. The coding region runs from base 50 to 1633 and encodes 527 amino acids. Gene Ontology annotation, molecular function: mannosyl-oligosaccharide 1,2-alpha-mannosidase activity; calcium ion binding. Gene Ontology annotation, biological process: carbohydrate metabolic process; N-glycan processing. The transcript has 7 exons.
UUUAUUUUUUUUUGAUUCGAGUUGGACUGUGCUUUCCACUUAUCAUAUUAUGAAAAACGGUCGUGGCAAUGUCUAUGAUGACUAUGAUGAUAAGUAUGAUAAGUUAGAUCAGAAACGGUCUUUCAAGACUAUAAAUAGAUUAAUAAUUCUUGGCACAAGUAUUUUAUCAAUUUAUGUAUCAAUAACAAAGGAUUUGGACACAACAAUAAUUGAGCAUGAGACUACUUCCAAUCAAAUUGUUGAUGCUUUUCGACAUGCCUGGAAGGGAUACUCUCAAGAUGCUUUUGGUAAAGAUGAAUAUCAGCCACUUACACAUUCAGGUCGUAACUGGAUACCUGGAGGAAUUGGACUAAUGAUGAUUGAUUCGUUGGAUACACUCAUGUUGAUGAAUCUUACUAAAGAAUAUAAAGAAGUACGUUCAUGGAUUGCAACUCAGUUGGAUUUUAAUAAAGAUCAAGAUGUGAAUGUAUUUGAAACAACUAUUCGUGUUCUAGGAGGUUUAUUAUCAGCCUAUCAUCUCUCUAACCACGAUUCACUUUAUCUGGAAAAGGCAGUCGACUUAGGUGAUAGACUAUUACAAGCCUUUAAUACAGACUCAGGAAUCCCCUAUUCUGGAAUUAAAUUAUCAAGUGGUAAGCCAAUAGGAGUUGGUCCGAGUAGUACAGCAGAAGCAACCACGAUCCAAUUAGAAUUUAAAUAUCUUAGCCAUUUAACAGGUGAUAUGAAAUAUUGGAAAGCAGCAGAGAAAGUAAUGGAGCGUAUACAUGAGCUUGUUGAAGGAAAAGGCACAGGUGUAAUUGAUGGUUUAGUUCCUAUUUAUAUUGAUGCUGUAUCGGGUAAUUUUGUUAGUGGACAAAUUCGAUUAGGAUCACGUGGUGAUAGUUACUAUGAAUAUCUUUUAAAGCAAUACCUUCAAACAAAUAAAACAGAAAUUAAAUAUCGUGAAAGAUAUGAUCACGCGAUAGAUGGAAUUAAGAAACAUUUAAUCCAAUACAGUUAUCCAAAUCAAUAUUUAUACAUAGCUGAAUUAUUGGAUAGUUCAAAGCCUAAAGAAAUAUAUCCUAAAAUGGAUCAUUUAGUUUGCUUUAUGGGAGGUAGUUUUGUAUUAGGUGCAACAGAAGGCAAAUCACUUUACGACUUGGAUCUCUUAACUAAUAAAAGAGACAGAGAAGACUUUCAAUUAGGACAAGGGAUAACGAAAACAUGCUAUCAUAUGUAUAAUAUGACUGCUACUGGAUUAGCAAGUGAAAUUGUUUAUUUUAAUACAAAUCCAAAUAGUGAAUCAAAAGAAGAUAUUGGAAUUCAUAAAAGAGAUACACAUAAUCUUUUACGUCCUGAAACAGUUGAAAGUUUAUUUCUAUUAUACAGAAUUACAGGAGAUGAAAAAUAUCGUGAAUGGGGAUGGAACAUAUUUGAGUCCUUUGAAAAGCAUACAAAAUUACCUGAAGGUGGUUAUGCGGCCUUAAAAGAUGUUACUCAUAUCCCAGCUCCAAUGUAUAAUAGAAUGGACACGUUUUAUUUAGCUGAAACAUUGAAAUACUUAUAUUUAUUAUUUAGUCCAAAUGAUAUUAUACCAUUAGGUCAAUAUGUGUUCAACACAGAAGCACAUCCAUUACCUAUCUUUACACCAUAAAUUAUAUUAAAAUAACGUAGCUUCUUCUCUAUUUUCCCACGACUGCUUAAUUCUUCUUUUUUUGCGGGGUAAACGUUAAUUAUAACAAUAUUUUAUAUGUUUAUUUUUUUUUUCGUUUUGUAUUAUUUUGUCUUUUUUGCUUUUCCCUUACAUUAAUAUAUUUAUACAUAUAUAUAUAUAUAUAUAUAUACAUAUAUUGAAUGCAAGCAAAUACUAAAGCCUCAAUAAAACAAAAUACUACUGCAAGCUUUAUCAAUAAUAAUAAGAGCAGUACUCAUG